AUGUCGGUCAAACUAGUCCACGAGCAUAUCUUAAUGCGUGAUGGAUUCAAGCGUUUACGGGAGGGAAACCGAAAGCAGACAAGAAAAAGGGAGAAAUCAAAGAAGCAAAUACCUAAUACAGACCUCGCCAAAGUCGUGGGUCGGGUUUCGACCUUUGACCCAAAACCCGCCAAGAAGAUUAAAUAA
Penicillium nucicola is the source of this 186-nucleotide messenger RNA. RefSeq lists its product as uncharacterized. NCBI's taxonomy places the organism in Eukaryota, Fungi, Ascomycota, Eurotiomycetes, Eurotiales, Aspergillaceae. The record is from RefSeq and is a predicted model, not a curated record. The transcript is spliced from 2 exons. Bases 1 to 186 code for a protein of 61 amino acids.